Molecule: messenger RNA, 509 nt
Organism: Capra hircus (goat)
Lineage: Eukaryota; Metazoa; Chordata; Mammalia; Artiodactyla; Bovidae
Gene: HBM
Product: hemoglobin subunit mu
Exons: 3
Coding region: 23-448 (141 amino acids)
Biological process (GO): hydrogen peroxide catabolic process; oxygen transport
Cellular component (GO): haptoglobin-hemoglobin complex; hemoglobin complex; blood microparticle
Molecular function (GO): peroxidase activity; oxygen binding; haptoglobin binding
Source: RefSeq, a predicted model, not a curated record
UAAAGCACGCCACGCCAGCGCCAUGCUCAGCGCCCAAGAGCGCGCCCACAUAGCUCAGGUCUGGGACCUGAUCGCCGGCCACGAGGCGUCCUUCGGGGCGGAGCUGCUGCUCAGGCUCUUCACUGUGUACCCUAGCACCAAGGUCUACUUCAGACACCUGGGUGACCAGCCAGACGAGGUGCAGCUGCUGAGCCACGGUCAACGCAUGCUCCAGGCGGUGGGCGUGGCCGUGCAGUACAUGGACAACUUGCACGCAGUCCUGAGCCCGCUUGCGGACCUGCACGCACAAGUGCUGCGCGUGGACCCCACCAACUUCCCACUGGUGAUCCAGUGUUUCCAGGUGGUGCUGGCCUCCCACCUGCAGGGCGAAUACACGGUGGAGAUGCAGGCGGCGUGGGAUAAGUUCCUGACGGGCGUGGCCGUGGUGCUGACGGAGAAGUACCGCUGAGUUCCGUGCCCCGCGGGUCUAGGUCAGCGAAAUUCAAUAAACAGGCCUCAAUAGGCUGGAA